UUAGUGGACUUGUUUCCGUGUGGGCAACAGAGAUGCAUUUAAAAGGCGAAUGUUUUUUCCUAAGCUGACCCGUGUAGAAAAGUUGUUGUUUUUUUUUUCUUUGGGAACUCCAGUGAGUGAGCCGCGCGAGCACAGCGCGCAGACCUGACAGCGCGCCGAUUUCACUCUGCACAUGUCUCGAGUUCGUCCGCACAGACAAGACCAACACUCUUAUUGAUCGCUCUCUUAUUUUAUCACUAUAGCCACCCCCACUCAGUGCUACUCGGGUUUUUUUCCGUGCGUGUGCCAAAUACUCAAGCGGGCAGCACGUGCAUAUCGCGACACCUCUAGGAUCACAAGGCCUGCCUUUUUAGAUUCUGUUUUACAUCCCUAACGCAUUACCUGUCUUGCUUGAUACAUUCACUUAUUGUUCUCAGAGCUUACUCAGACUACAGUGGAUCCGCAUCACCCAUUCUGCAGCAGGACGUCCGGUGCGCGACACGGAGAGCGCGCGCGCUGCAGGAGCACAGAUCUACAGGAACUUCCCCGUUUGGCUGUGAGUCAUUGCAAUGAGCGCGCGCGGUGAGGAAGCCGCCGAAGCCUCGGGAUCCCGCGAGCCGCCCGCUCCGGCCGCCGAGCCUCCGAAGAGAGGACCGGGCAGACCCAGGAAACCGCAGCAAGAACCCACGGGUGAACCUGUCCCCAAACGUCCAAGAGGACGUCCCAAGGGAAGCAAGAACAAGGGCCCUUCCAAAGCAGCACAGAAGAAAGCUGAGACCACAGGGGAGAAAAGACCCAGAGGAAGACCAAGGAAAUGGCCACAGCAAGUGGUCCAAGAAAAGCCUGCUCAGGAAGAGGAGGAGGCCGAGGGCUCGCCCGAGGAGGAUUAAACAACCACAUCAUUUUACCUCUACCUCAUCCAGCUGUCAGCUCUCUUCAAGGGAAAAGACUGCCUUGACCACUUAUCGUUGAGUUUCCACUUUUGUUUAUCAAGUUUGUUAAUCGUUUUCAUUUGUUGCAUUUAUUAGGUAAUUUUUUUUGUUUUGUUUUUUUGUUUCGGUUUGUUUGUUUGUCUGUUCUUGUUUGUUCAUUUUUGUUUUGGUCUUGUUUUCGUGAUCAGCACACAAAACCUCAUAGCAUGAACGCGGAGCAACAACACAACAUCAACAACAACAACAACAACAACAAAACACAACCGUAGUGCAGAUGAUAAUUCUGCUCACCUCCGCAUUCCAAACUGCUGUAGCACAGAGGUGCAGGGGUUAGCCACAUGGGAUGUGCUGCUGUUGCUCUUGCCACACACACACACAUACACACACACACACCCACACACAUUUACACACACACUGAUAUUUUAGGCAUUUAGCAAAAGAGAAAGAAAAACUUUCUGGUUUUGUCAUUUAAAAGGUUUGUGGUAGAGCGUCCAACAGACUCCAUCACAUGUGCACACACACACACACACACACACACACACACACACACAUGUAGAAAGCCCCUUACGUCUGUGUCACACCACCAAAGACAGAGGAGAAAUGAACCAUUCUGCUUUUAUAUAUAUAUAUUUACAUAGAAAUUGAUGAUAUCUAUCCUAUAGCAUAUAAAAUAAUAUAAAUAACAGAAAAUGAUUCAUGUGUAUAAAGGAGAUCAGGCUUGCAGAUUUGAGGAAUCAGCCUGAAAAUCAAAUGGCCUUUUAAAAAAAGUCUUUAGAAAGUUUAAUGAAUUAUAUGAGUUAUAUAUUUUUGUGAUACUACAGAAAUAGUAUGUGAUAAAUGUAUUUAAAGGCCAUGUUAUAGAAUGUAAAAAUGAUUUGUCAGAUAUUUUGUAAAAAACAAGGAAAUGAAAAAAAAAGGACUUUGCAAUACAGCGGUACCUCAGCAUACGAAUUUAAUCCGUUCCGUUGACGAGUUCUCGAGGCGAAAUUCCAUAUUGGGAAACCUUUUUUUUUUUUCUUCAUUCACUUGGCUUUCCACUGAAACAAACGAGUUUUAAACAGCUUCUGGAUGCACGCGCAACUGGAUGUACCGGCCGCCCGAGCCAAAUUUCUUGCAAACUCUUAGUAGAAAAUUCACAAUGCGUAUGCAGAAGUACCGCUGUAGUAACCCUUAUUAUUACUGCGCCUUAUAAUGAAAAUUCCAUGAAACAAAUUGUGAAUAUUUAACAUGUCCUGAGACUUGGAAUGCCCUGGGACUUGAACCUUAGGAGUAGUUUUUUGGUUUUUAAAGGCUUUCCUGAGUAACACACACUAACAUAGAGUCAUCAAGAAAUGUAAGUAAUAUGAGGCUUAGAACCUAGAACCUAAACGCUGAACUUGUAGAUGUAUGUGUUUACAUAUAGAACUGAAAACCUUCACCAAAAACCUAACAAAGCUUUACCAUAUUUGCCUUAAAACAAGUCUAGAUAUUGUUCAAUAUUUCUUUAAGAGUGGUGUCAUAAUUACAGAAAAAGCACCGCGUCACUCCAAGGUUUAUUUUAAUUCAGAGAGAUAAAAUUAUUAAUUUUUUUAUUUCCUUUUUUUUUUCCUAGCCUGUCUUUGGUGGUGAGUUUAAAAACUAGACAAAACAUACUCCUGCAAAGUUGUAAAUAAGACACAAGUCUUUAACAGAACUAUGGAACAAUCAUGCAGCAAUCUACUGUACAUACACAAUCCUGGCAUCUUCGUUACCAUUUUACAUGUAUAGAUUCGUUAUUGUGCGUCUUUCCGUUUUUGAUCUCUUUUGUAAAAACAUAGCUUUAAAGAAGACAUAAUAUUCGAUACUUUCACAUAAAGGGAAGUAUGUCAUCACAUCUGACUCAAAAACUGAACCUCAAGAAACAUAAUCGACAGGAACAGAAACCACACUUAUACCUCAAAACUCGAGAAACAUGAAGCACAUUGACCUCGGAAGGGUUCAGGGCUUCGAACAGUCGGCACUGUUGCCCAUGAAAUGUCUCCUCAUCAUUUCAAAGCUACCUCCGAUUUCUUCACCCAGCGAAUCAGCUGCUAUAAAAUACUCAUUACUCAGCAGGGGAUGGCAGUGAGUGCCAAUGUCAAAAAAAAAAAAACUUCUCUGAAUGCCUGUAAUAAUAAAAAAAAUGAUAAUAAAAAAAAUAAUAAUAACAAUCAUAAUCAUAGUAAUGAUGUGUGAUGGCACGGAGAAGCUCUGCAAAUUAUUUUGAGAGUCAGGCAGAUGAUGACUGAAAUCCGAGGUGUGAUUGGAUUCCAAGAUGAACUCCUCAAGCAGCUAAGGGAAUACGUACUGUUUUUUUUUGUCUUUCUUUCUUUCUUUUUUUUUUUUUUUUUAAAUUGCUUCCUUAUUAUUAUUUUUUUAACACUUUCAUUUAUCUGUUAUAUGUAAUAAGAAUCUUUUGUUUCUCUGCGACUGGGGCAUCUGUUUUACAUCAGUUAACUUGAAUAUGUUUUGUACUGAUUUACUCGAUUGUUUCUAUGAAUCAAAUGCUUGUAUGACUUUAAAUGAUAUUAUUGCAAAUGGAAUUUCUCUGCUCCUAUUAUUAUUAUUUUUUUUCCUUUCUACUCUUUCCUUAGAGUUUUAGUGUAGAUUUCUUCUGAUAUACAUACUAUUCAGAUAUGUACCUCAAAAAGAAAAAGAAAAAAAUAUGACUAAUAAUCAAUUGACAAAUACCUACCUCCGGUCUUGAUAAAAGAAACGAUUUUGCCUGGUCUGUUUCAGCACAGUUUUAAACAAUGUAUGCUGAAAAAAAAAAUGGACUGCACAAAAUCCAUGCUUUACAAACAUUCAAUUUGAAUCAGUUUUAAUCCGCCUGGGGGAGAAGAAAAAAAAACUUGAUCAUUUUUUCAGGUUAAAUAUAUAUAUAUGUUUUGGUUUUGUAUAUUGCAUACUAUGUUUUUGAAAGAUUAGUAGAUAUCGAGAUAUACUUGAUUAGCAUUUUUUUUUUUGGUGUCUUUUACACAAAUGUGAUUUUUCUGGUCUUGUUAAGUGGUUCAAGCAGGUUUAUAUGUAAUACUUCAUAUGUAGUGAAAUGUUACACCUUUUGCAGCCUAUCAUCAUGAAAACCUUUGAACCGUUAACUGGUGUUCUCAACUGGGUCUGAGGUAGCGCCUCAUGGAAAGCUAGUGGAGCAGCGGACACGCCUCUCGUAUUGACACAUUUAUAGUUGCAUGGAGUGGCUACCUUUAGCAUGGCAGCUGCAAACCAAUAUUAGAUCAUGCUCGAACACUGUAACGAUUUCAGCACUACAAAUUCAGCAGGAAAAAAAAAAAAAAAAAAUCUGUCUGAAAGAGUAGGUUACGUGUAUGGGUACAGUAUAGGCAUUAAAAUACGGCAGCUUAAAACUAAGGCUACAUUCACAUUUGACACAUUACGAAGCAACCGAAUGGCAGAAACAUAAAGUGCAUAAAGCAUCCGAAAUGAAAUGCAGGGGGUUGAACUUUUAUUAGAAAUUUUAGCUCACUGUGAAGACAUUCAUUUUUCUAGCAAUGCAACUUUUCUAUGUGAUUUAUGUGAAUGGAGCGUAAUUCAGAGUUGGUAGAUGUUGCUAUUUAUUACUGCAAAAACUGAACAGUGAAUAAAAUUGAGGGAGAUAAAAGCACAAUUCAUUAAGGGAUUAACAUUUAGUUGGGUAAGGCAGAUUUCUGCAUAGUUUUAAAAUGCAACUCCUACUUACAGUAACAUCCAUUGCUCUGUCAAACCCUAAAGCAGAGCACAUACUUCCUGCAACAGUGAUAUGCGUUUAGCUCAUAUGAGCAAAAUAAUAUAGUAUCGCCGGUCACGUUACUUGCAAUACGUAUAGAAAAAAAAAAAAAGAAUAUAAAUAAAUGAUGAUGAAAACAAGUUCACUAGAAACGUGUCUCUUUACUGGUGCUCUAGGUUAGGUAGAGAUUAUUUUCCUGUCCAUCAUCCGCACAUUGUUUAUGCUAACUUUAUGAUGCAAGGGUUUUUGACUGAAACAUCUCACUACUGUACCAUGUUUAAUGGGAACUGACAAGAAACAAAAGUUUCACAAGGUGCUACAAAAAGUUAAAACUAUGCACUGUUAAACCCAAAGAGUCAUGCAAAGGAUGAACGGAAUGUGAAAUAUAUAAAUUUAUUUCAAACAAACCCUGGGAAGUGGUGGAGAUUUUGCUGACACAUUCACAUACUGGAAGUAAACUCUGUCUGCAGUGAGGCAUCAUAUGGAAACCAGACUUACAUAUAGAUUCUGUUUUUUUGUUUGUUUUUUUAAAUCUGUAUUUAUAGAAAUACUGAAAACCCCUAAAACAAUGUUUUAUUUGGAGAUGCAGUGUAAUGUAUACAGUUUGCAUUUGGGCUUGUUUUAUUUUUUUGCUUACCCCUUACAACAUCUGUUCGCAAGAAGUAUGUUCACUCCUUUAGGGAAAAGAAACUCAUGAACAAAAAGGCCUGUUCACUGUGAUGCACAUGUCUGAUGAUGUGUAUUACUGAGAAAUAGCCACAAUGCUCUCGAGUCCUCUCUUGACUUGAUAUGUUAGUUUGAAUGUGUAUCCACAUGAGCCACUGUUAACGUGCUUUCCGCUGUGGGUGUCUUAAUGAAGUCGACUUUGAUAACAUGUUCUAGUACAAUCGAAUACACACUACUACCUCCAAGAGGGCCUCUUUUUUUUUUUUUUUUACCUCAUUAUUCAAACUGCUUAAAUUCAGUUAAAUUCAGGUGGCUGACUCCAGGGAGAACAUAUUAUAUAUAUAAAUAUAUAUAAUUCUAUAAAUAUAUAUUUUUGUUCAUAUAUCUAUUUUUAUGGGUGAUGCAUUUAUAAGUCUGUUCAUCUCUGCCUUUCAGUCACAGUUGGACUGGACAUUUACCUUGUUCAAAAGCAUUUUUCUUUUCAUUAUGCAAUGUUAUGUAGUUUCAUUAGCUAUGGGGAGAGAAGGUCGUCUGUUCUUGGCCUCCUCCGCCUAAUAUAUUACUUUAAAUGUUUUCUAACAUUUAUGGCUUUCUCUGUUUCACCUAGUAUUGCUGUCUAUAAUUCCACUUCAGAUUGCUUGUGUUAAAAAAAAAAAAAGUUUAAUAAAAUAAAAAAGUUCUCUUUAUAGAUAUUCACUGCCUUAUACAGCACAAUAAAAUGGGUGCUUGUGA
Messenger RNA from Clarias gariepinus (North African catfish), 6027 nucleotides. RefSeq names its product high mobility group AT-hook 2 (gene hmga2). NCBI's taxonomy places the organism in Eukaryota, Metazoa, Chordata, Actinopteri, Siluriformes, Clariidae. Gene Ontology annotation, biological process: regulation of DNA-templated transcription. The record is from RefSeq and is a predicted model, not a curated record. Gene Ontology annotation, molecular function: DNA binding; transcription coregulator activity. The transcript has 5 exons. Gene Ontology annotation, cellular component: chromatin; nucleus. Bases 549 to 869 code for a protein of 106 amino acids.